UCUGAUCCUCCAGUUUACGUUUCUGAUGCUGAAACUCUGUUAUGAGACAGGAAAUGUCUUCCUGGGAGAGAGAAGGGUCAAAUCACAAAACAACCAUGAAGCAGAGCCGUCCUCACACUGCAGGGUGGCAACAAGGUCACGACCUUCAUGGGGCACAAGGUCACGACCUUCAUGUGGCACAAGGUCACGACCUUCAUGGGGCACAAGGUCACGACCUUCAUGGGGCACAGCGCAGGACCAUGUGGGACAAGGGAGGAUAACAAGAGAAGACACAGAUACACACACAGGACACACACACAGAUACACAGAUACACACACAGAUACACACAGAUACACACACAGGACACACACAGUACACACAGAUACACACAGAUACACACAGUACACACAGAUACACACACAGGACACACACACAGAUACACACAGUACACACACAGGACACACACAGUACACACAGAUACACACAGUACACACAGAUACACACACACAGGACACACACACAGAUACACAGAUACACACAGAUACACACACAGGACACACACACAGAUACACAGAUACACACACAGAUACACACAGAUACACACACAGGACACACACACAGUACACACAGAUACACACAGUACACACAGAUACACACACAGGACACACACACAGAUACACACAGAUACACACAGAUACACACAGAUACACACACAGGACACACACACAGAUACACAGAUACACACAGAUACACACACAGGACACACACACAGUACACACAGAUACACACAGAUACACACAUUACACACAGAUACACACACAGGACACACAGGACACACACACAGAUACACAUAUACACACACAGAUACACACACAGGACACACAGGACACACACACAGAUACACAGAUACACACACAGAUACACACAGAUACACACAGAUACACACACAGGACACACACACAGUACACACAGAUACACACAGAUACACACAGUACACACACAGGACACACACACAAUACACACAGAUACACACACAGGACACACACACAGUACACACAGAUACACACAGUACACACAGAUACACACACAGGACACACACACAGUACACACAGAUACACACAGAUACACACAGAUACACACACAGAUACACACAGUACACACAGAUACACACACACACAGUACACAGAUACACACACAGAUACACACACAGUACACACAGAUACACACACACACAGUACACGUGUGUUUACAGGGGUGUGAGAACAAUGUUGUUUCUCUUUUAGCACAAUUUAAUAUCUCCAUUAAAAACAGUAACAUCGUAUUCCAUUCCACGUGGACUAAAGUUAGACCAGGAGUCCUCUGUUGUCGUGAGACCUGGACUAAAGUUAGACCAGGAGUCCUCUGUUGUCGUGAGACCUGGACUAAAGUUAGACCAGGAGUCUUCUGUUGUCGUGAGACCUGGACUAAAGUUAGACCAGGAGUCCUCUGUUGUCAUGAGAUCUGGUCUAAAGUUAGACCAGGAGUCCUCUGUUGUCGUGAGACCUGGACUAAAGUUAGACCAGGAGUCCUCUGUUGUCGUGAG
This is a messenger RNA of Pseudoliparis swirei, 1562 nucleotides long. RefSeq names its product histidine-rich glycoprotein-like. The transcript is spliced from 2 exons. The record is from RefSeq and is a predicted model, not a curated record. Lineage: Eukaryota; Metazoa; Chordata; Actinopteri; Perciformes; Liparidae. The coding region runs from base 148 to 1263 and encodes 371 amino acids.